UCGCUUCAACUCCCGAAUGCGUCAGAGAGGAGCAGCCUUUUUGCCGAGUCGGUUGAGCCAGAUUUUAGUAUCGCGGCGACUAUUGUGGGGACUGUACGUUGUAAACGAGUUCCACAGAAAGUGCAGGAACAAACAGAAAAUGUUUUCACGAACUAUACUUGGUGUCCUCUUCGGGACGUUGCUGAUAAUUGGCAUUAUUCCAAAUGCGAUUUCUUACAAUAAAUAUGGAAGAACUUGUCAGGACAUCGGUUGCCGUAGUGAUGAAACGUGUGUGAUGGCUGAAGAUCCUUGUACCGGCUAUUCAGAUAAGUGCGGGCGAUAUCCGACCUGCCGGAGGACAAGUGGAGCAAGUUGUACGACUAUGGUUUGUGGAGAGAACGAAUAUUGUAAGACCGAAAAUGGUGCGCCAAAAUGCGUGAGAAAAUCUACAGGAUUAGCAUUGCCUCCGGGAGUAGACCAAGUAUCAUAUCGAACGACACCAAGAGUUCCAUCGCCACCGCCUAGAUCUUCGUCAUACGGAGGAAGAUACAGCGGUCAUUCUGAUUCCCGGAGCAAUGUAAAUGAUGGUUCUAUCCUAUCAUAUCGAACGACACCAAGAGCUCCAUCGCCACCACCUAGAUCUUCGUCAUUCGGAGGAAGAUAUAGCGGUCAUUCCGGUUCCCGAAAUAGUGUAGGUGAUGGUUCCAUCUUUAAUCGCCUGUUUGGGGGUGAUCGUUAUCCUCGACCCACCACCAGUACUACCAGAAGACCUAUGCCAACAAACAGAAACAAUUAUUAUCAGAGCCACACUCACGUGGACAGUCAUGGAAACAGAGUCUGGACGUUUUCUGAGAGCGACGAAGUUGAGACACGAUUAGUUCAAAAACGAGAGAAUAGUCAUCAAACAGAAGCCGAAAUACGUGAAUCUUCAGAUACAUCUAGAAAUUCGGACGGCCAAUUGAAUCCUGCUAAAUCUUCUGGAUAUCCAUCUGGUUCUGGAUAUCCCAGUAGUAGCGGUUACCCAAGUUCUGGAUCUUCCGAUUCAACAAAUCAACCUCGAUCCCGUUAUCCCUCCAGUGGAUCAUCCGGUUAUCCAACCAGUGGAUCAUCUGGUUAUCCAUCCAGCGGAUCUUCCGGUUAUCCAACCAGUGGAUCAUCCGGUUAUCCAUCCAGCGGAUCUUCCGGUUAUCCAUCCAGCGGAUCUUCCGGUUAUCCAUCCAGUGGAUCUUCCGGUUAUCCUUCCAGUGGAUCAUCCGGUUAUCCCUCUAGUGGAUCUUCCGGUUAUCCGUCCAGAAGUAGUUCUGGUUAUCCGACAGGAUCUGGAUAUCCGGAUAGUUCUAAGAAUUCUAAUAACGAAGAAACUGUUAGACGAACUGGUGCUAGUACCGUAAAUGCUGGCUAUCCCUCUAGUGGAUCAUCUGGUUAUCCUUCAAGUGGAUCAUCCGGUUACCCUUCUAGUGGAUCAUCCGGUUACCCUUCUAGUGGAUCAUCUGGUUAUCCCUCUAGAGGGUCAUCCGGUUAUCCGUCUGGUGGAUCAUCUGGUUAUCCAUCCAGUGGAUCAUCUGGUUAUCCGUCCAGUGGAUCAUCUGGUUAUCCAUCUAGCGGAUCAUCCGGUUAUCCAUCCAGAAGUAGUUCUGGUUAUCCGACAGGAUCUGGAUAUCCGGAUAGUUCUAGAAAUUCUAAUAACGAAGAAACCGUUAGACGAACUGGCGCUAGUACGGUAAAUGCUGGCUAUCCAGGCUAUCCGCAAGGAAAUCCGUCAUAUCCUGGCAACUAUCCGUCUCAAAAUGCGGGAUAUCCCUCUUCAGGGUAUCCAUACAAUAAUCAACGUCCUCCAUACGCAAAUCAAGGUCAACCAUCCGGUUAUCCACAAAAUUAUCCACAAGGAAGACGUCCUGAUGGCGGAUAUUAUCCAGAUCAAAAUUAUAUGACCACCACCAAACGUCCUGGUUUUCGAGAACAACUGACAAACUUGGCACGAAACGUGGCACAGAAAGUGCUAACGCAAGCGAUAGUAGAUCGUGUUACUGGGAGACAACAAAAUUGAUAGUAUAAUAAAGUUAUUUUGUUUAUUUCUAUAAAAUCUGCAUUAGAAAUGUUCUGAAAUGUAGCACUUUUUGCAAUAUGUUUCUUAGAUAUCAUUAACUUUUUUGUGAAAAGUAAUAAAAAAUCAUUAAAAUAA
This is a messenger RNA of Nylanderia fulva, 2161 nucleotides long. Lineage: Eukaryota; Metazoa; Arthropoda; Insecta; Hymenoptera; Formicidae. The record is from RefSeq and is a predicted model, not a curated record.